Messenger RNA from Phytophthora sojae, 1203 nucleotides. RefSeq lists its product as hypothetical. The transcript has 3 exons. Gene Ontology annotation, molecular function: hydrolase activity. The record is from RefSeq and is a predicted model, not a curated record. The annotation marks the transcript as partial. NCBI's taxonomy places the organism in Eukaryota, Oomycota, Peronosporomycetes, Peronosporales, Peronosporaceae.
GUGGGGCUGGCAUUUGCGGCGCUGCUGGUCGCGCCGGCGUCAGCGGCGGUGGGCCGCAUCCUGCACUUCUCGGACGUGCACCUCAACAUCUCCGCGUCCUUCUCGGCCGCCGACAACGCGCGCAUCCCCAUCCGCUACUUCGCCGACGCGCCACUGCCGCUGCUCGAGUCCGCGCUGGUGUUCGCCAAGGAGCACGUGGUGGAGGAACCGGAGCUCUUCCUCUAUACGGGGGACCACGCGGCGCACGGGCAGUUCACGGAUGAAUAUAUUGCCAAGGCGGUGGAGACGAACGUUCACGCUAUGGAGAAUUAUUACCCGCCGAAGGGAGAGCACAGCGACAUGCUGGAGGCCACCGCCAUCAUUGGCAACGCAGACGGGAACCCGGACUACCACAUGGAGGUGACCGACCCGGAGAAGGAGGCAAACCCGUCCAUUGAGGUCAUCUCGACGGUGUGGGAGGACUCGCUGUCGGCUGCCAAUAUGGAGCUGCUGAACCAUCGAGGGUAUCUGAGUUACCCUCUGGAUGACAAACUCACUGUGAUCACGCUGAACACGGUGCCCUACUCGCCGAGUCACUUGCCCGAUACGUCGCACCAGCCGGACCCGUUUGGGCAGUUCGCGUGGCUCGACAAGAUCCUUGCUGAGCUGCAGAGUGCUGGGAAGUUCGCGUAUAUUGCUGGGCACAUUGCUCCGAUCGUGGACUCGUACGGAGGCAAUCCGCAGUGGCAUACCAAGUACAUUGCCAAGUACAAGCAGAUUGUGGGCAAGUAUGCCGACGUGAUCAAGGCGCAGUUCUUCGGUCAUGUACACAGCGUCGAGUUCCGUGUGCCCGUGGCGUCACUUGAUAGAGAAGACAACGCCUUCCAGCUGCUGCCGAUGUACAUUACGGGCUCGAUCUCGCCCCUCUUCGGCAACAACCCGUCCUUUAUGGUUUGGGACUACGAUACCGAGACGUAUGAGAUUCUAGAUUACGCUGUGUACGCUUCCGACAUUGCCGAGACCGAACCACAGCUGGACUGGAAGCUUCUGUUCAAGGCCAGUGAGGCGUACGGGCUCAAAUCGCUCUCCUUGACCGAGCUUACGUCAUUCGUGCAGCGCGUGGAACAGAACGCGAGCCUGGUGGAGGAGUACUACUGGAACAUGAAGGCCCGUUCGCCCAACGCCCGCCCCUGCAAGGACGCUGAGUGCCAUGCCAAGACCCUG